Microsporum canis CBS 113480 is the source of this 3327-nucleotide messenger RNA. RefSeq names its product phosphoethanolamine transferase class O. Gene Ontology annotation, cellular component: endoplasmic reticulum membrane. Lineage: Eukaryota; Fungi; Ascomycota; Eurotiomycetes; Onygenales; Arthrodermataceae. The transcript has 2 exons. The coding region runs from base 1 to 3327 and encodes 1108 amino acids. Gene Ontology annotation, molecular function: mannose-ethanolamine phosphotransferase activity. Gene Ontology annotation, biological process: GPI anchor biosynthetic process. The record is from RefSeq and is a predicted model, not a curated record.
AUGAAACCAAAUACCUCCCAAAAAGCCACUGCUACGCAAACACCUUCAAACACCAACCCCGAAUACCGCGAGAUAAAAGCCAAAUUCGCUAAACUACUAGCUGAGGAAGAAGCCAAACGUGCUGCUGGACCAGAGAAACCUACUCAGCGUGCAAAGAGACCGGCGGCAGGCCAGUCUGAGUUAGCGAAAAGGGCAAAGGAACAAGAUGCAAAGCGGAAUAAGGAGAAAGAGAAUGCCUUUAAGAUUCAGCAUAUAGGCAUAUUGCUGCUACUGGGGUGGUUCUUUCUGGUGCAUGUCAUAGGGAUAUACUUCUUUACGAAAGGAUUUCUUCUAACUCGGCUGGUGCUAGAAGAUAUAUCUCAAUGUGAUGUUUUGCCGCUACAAGAUGAUUCCGACGUCGUUGCGCCGGCAAACUUAGGUAUCGACGCUCCAAGGGACGGUGCUGGGAAAGGGUGUUGGCACGCAAAGACAUUCGAUAAGGCCGUGGUUAUAAUUAUCGACGCAUUACGGUACGAUUUCACUAUUCCUUUCCAGAAGACAAGCGAAGGCCAGACACCCCGUUUGUUCCAUGAUAAUAUUCCCGUCUUCUACGACACCGCGGUCAAGUCACCAAAUGAUGCGUUUCUGCUACCAUUCAUUGCGGAUCCACCUACCACCACCCUUCAGCGCCUUAAGGGACUUACCACUGGUACUCUACCCACAUUCAUCGAUGCGGGUUCUAACUUCGCGGGAACUACGAUUGACGAAGAUAAUAUUAUCGCGCAACUAAAGACUGCUGGGAAACGAGUUGUUCAUCUAGGAGAUGAUACUUGGCACUCCCUGUUUCCAGGAUAUUUCGAAGAAGAGCUUACUCAUGCAUAUGAUUCCUUCAAUGUAUGGGAUCUGUUUACUGUUGAUAAUGGAGUGACUGAACAUAUCUUUCCUUUGCUACAUGCAGACAACUCAACGAAAUGGGAUGUGUUGAUCGGCCAUUAUCUAGGCGUAGACCAUGCCGGCCAUCGAUACGGUCCAGAUCAUCCUGCCAUGGCUGACAAGCUGGCGGAGAUGGACGCCCUUAUCCGUAAAAUGAUGGAGGCGAUCGAUGACAAGACACUACUGGUUGUAAUGGGUGACCACGGUAUGGAUCCCAAGGGUGACCACGGCGGGGAAUCUGAUGAUGAAGUUGAGGCCGCACUAUGGAUGUACUCCAAAAAGGGUAUUUUUGGGCGAGUAGGCGACAAUACUCUACUGCCACCCGUGACAGCAAAGGAGCGCCCAAUCCCUCAAAUAGACUUGGUUCCUACCUUAUCGUUGCUUCUCGGGCUGCCAAUUCCUUUUAAUAACCUUGGGUCUCCAAUAGAGGAGGCUUUUGCUGGCAAAACUGGUCAAGACUUCCGCAACCUUGCAACAGUAAAUCGACUAGCCUCCGCGCAAAUCAAGCGAUAUCAGCAUGAAUAUUCUAAAGCUAGGGGAAGUGAGGCCGCUCAGACAUCAGGCCCGCUCGCGCAAUGGGCCGAGGCGGAACAAAGCUGGAAGGAUAUCAACACUAUGGGACAGAGCGAUAAAACCGGAUAUCAAGCUACCUAUAACACCUACCGAGAGUAUCAACGCCUUACUCUCUCUGUUUGUAAGGGAUUGUGGGCCAAGUUUGAUAUCCCCAGCAUGGCUCAAGGGGUUGCGAUACUUUUCGCUGGUGUGACAUUGUUAUUAUACUAUGCGCGCGCAGUCCGCGGGAAUCGAACAGACAUCACAUACUUUACGUUACGGAAGAUUGGGUAUGGCUCUCUAGUUGGUAUUGGCGGCGCUGCGACGAUAAAUGUCGGCCUCGCACUGGAGAUGCCCAUUCUUGAGAGUGCGGCACUUGGAUGUGUAACUGGCGGUAUCAUAGCGGCAGCCUCGAUGGUUUUCCAGAGUCAGAAGACAGUUGGAACUGUUCUCCCAAAAUCGAUAUGGGGUUGGGCAAUGUUUGUUUUCACAAUAGCACAGUCCGUUGGAUUUGCUUCGAAUUCAUAUACCAUAUGGGAAGAUCAGAUACUCCUAUUUUUCUUAACGACAUUUGGAGUAUUCGCUGCAUUUUCCUCAUUGGGGCAAAAGGCCACUCAAGAUAGGGUCCUUGGGUUUUAUCACUCCGUCGUCUUUGUACUGCUUGGGAGGGCCGCAUCAAUGUCUCGGCUUUGCAGAGAAGAGCAAAUGCCUUAUUGUGAAUCAACUUACUACGCAUCCAACAAUUCCUCCACCUCUGCUCCCUGGCAGCUCCUGAUACCUUUCUUCUUAUCUCUCCUCCUCCCUGCUGUGAUUCGCUCAUACUACCAGGGAACCAAGUCGUACGAAGGGUCAGCUAUCUUCUGGAUCGGUUUCGCAUUUCGUAUGGGUCUCCUCAUAGUCGCAAUCUACUGGGCACUCGAUGCCGCGGAUGACGGGAACUGGUUUGCUAUUCAAAAGGAGCAUAUGAAAUCAGCACGCACGAUACUGGCUCAGGUCGUACUCGCCAUCGCAUUUGCUGCUGGGUCUACGACAUUCGCAUGGGCUAAGCCAUGUGUCAGUAUUGGUGUCACUCCCAAUGGCUCUCAAUCAGGCGAAGCAAAAACGUCUGUAACAAUCCUUGGAUACGCAAACAUCUACGGAACCCGCUACUUUUUGCUCUUGGUCAACUUUACGCUUGCUAUAAUCUUGCUCCAAAAGCCAAUGGGUGGGGGCGCUGUCGGUCUUCAAAUCUGGCAAAUCCUCUCGCUCAUGGAGAUUCUCGACACAAAUAACCUUACUGUCACGAACUCUGCGACGGGCCCUGUCGUCCUCGCGUUACUAGGCUCAUUCCACUAUUUCACAACGGGUCACCAAGCUACUCUCAGUAGCAUUCAGUGGGAGACCGCAUUCAUUCCGCUAAAAACAGUCCAAUACCCGUGGUCCCCUAUUCUUGUUACCCUUAAUACUUUUGGACCCCAAAUCUUGUCUGCUCUUGCUGUCCCACUCACAGUGCUCUGGAAACGGCCGAUAGAAUCGCGCGCAAACUCCAAACUUCCAACCAAUACAACAACAGCUUUAUCCCCAACGCCUGCGCAGGGCGAUCCACAAAUGGCCUCCAAACAGUCUUCUCCUGUAAACAAACUUCUGAGUGACGUUGCACAGGCCACAGCAACUCACAUGCUGUACUAUGCAACCAUCAGCUUAGCCACCACAAUGUGGGCGGGCUGGCUCAGGAGACAUCUCAUGCUGUACCGCAUAUUCUGCCCUCGUUUCAUGAUGGGUGCCGGGGUCCUGGCCGUUGUUGACAUUGUAGUCAUAUGCCUUGCGGUCGGAGGUGUACGAUGGAGCACGAUUAGUGUGGGAGAAGUCUUCGGAUGGGCAUAG